This is a messenger RNA of Maniola jurtina (meadow brown), 1737 nucleotides long. It is a transcript of the gene Dbct, whose product is annotated as lipoamide acyltransferase component of branched-chain alpha-keto acid dehydrogenase complex, mitochondrial. Bases 214 to 1656 code for a protein of 480 amino acids. Gene Ontology annotation, cellular component: cytoplasm; mitochondrion. The record is from RefSeq and is a predicted model, not a curated record. Gene Ontology annotation, molecular function: acetyltransferase activity; lipoic acid binding. The transcript is spliced from 9 exons. NCBI's taxonomy places the organism in Eukaryota, Metazoa, Arthropoda, Insecta, Lepidoptera, Nymphalidae.
CUCUUCGAAUGGUGAAUAGCUGACGUAAUAUGAGCUCACGAAACAUUUGCCUUUAAACGUAUCACCAUUUAAUGUUAAAUUUUAUUUUAAAAUGCUAAUCAAUGCUUCGGUUCACUGAUAAUGUGGCCUCACAGCGUUCAGUUGUGUUCACACUACAAGAACUGUUACUGAUUUAUAGUCAAAAUGUUUUGUGUUUUAGUUGUUACCUAAUGAAUGUUAUGUGGUGUGGUUAACACAAUGGCAUUUGCAGCGAGAAAGUGGUUAGUGAAUUUAAGGAAUAUAAAUAAAUAUAGCAAGUUUUGUUACACGAGAUAUGCAUGUAACUCAUGGAAUCAUCCGAAUUACGUUCCUAGAAUAAACAACCAGUUCAAGCCACGAUGGCUUCACACUACUAGCACGGUUAACAAAACGGUUGCAUUUAAAUUAUCUGAUAUCGGAGAGGGUAUACGAGAAGUUGUUAUAAAAGAAUGGUUCGUUAAAGUAGGUGAUAAAGUUCAACAGUUUGAAAACAUUUGUGAAGUGCAAAGUGAUAAAGCAGCCGUGACCAUCACAAGCCGGUAUGAUGGAGUCGUUACAAAGCUUUAUCACGAAGUUGACCAGACUGCGUUAGUUGGACAACCUCUGGUUGAUAUAGAAGUUGAUUCGUCAGGGGACGAAGAUACACCGGCAUCGGAUUCUGCAACUGACGCUGCGAAAGAUGUGCCAAAAACAAAAACUGAAAGCAUUCAACGCACAAAAGUAUUAACAACGCCAGCUGUAAGAAGAAUUGCUGCUCAAUUUCAGGUGGACCUCAGUAAUAUCAAUGCGACAGGUAGGAAUGGCAGAGUACUUAAGGAAGACGUACUAUCUCACCUCAACAUGACUGCAGAUAAAUCUAAUGAUGUACCAGAUAACACUUUAGCUGUAGAAGCAAUUCCUUUUCCUAUGACUGCAGCUAUCGCAAGAGAAGUUAUUUUGGAAGACAAAGUUGUUCCUGUUACAGGAUUUAUGAAAGCUAUGGUCAAAUCUAUGACAGAAUCAAUGAAAAUACCACACUUUGUAUUUAGUGAUGAAUAUGACGUGACAAAACUGGUAAAAUCAAGGCAGGAACUUAACGAACUGGCCCAAAAAAGGGGGGUUAAAUUGACUUACAUGCCUAUUAUCAUUAAAGCUGCUUCUCAGAGUCUCCUAUCUUACCCAGUGCUAAACAGCAGCCUCGAUAGUUGUAAUGAAAAUCUGAUUUAUAAAGCAAGCCACAAUAUUGGCGUUGCGAUGGACACGCCUAAUGGCUUAGUAGUACCCGUGAUCAAGAACGUGCAGCAUAAGAGUAUUUUUGAAAUAGCAAUUGAACUGAAUUCUUUACAAGAAAAAGGAUUAAAAAGCCAACUGGGGCUUAACGAAUUAACUGGUGGAACUUUUACAAUUUCUAAUAUUGGCAUUGUAGGAGGCACUUACACGAAACCAGUGAUAUUGCCUCCUCAAGUUUCGAUCGGAGCUUUAGGAAAAAUACGGGUUUUGCCGAGGUUCGAUUCAGAGGGUAAUGUGGUCAAAGCUCAUAUCCUAUCAGUAAGCUGGUCAGCUGACCAUAGGGUCAUCGACGGUGUUACCAUGGCCCGCUUCUCAAAUCAGUUAAAAGAUUAUCUAGAAAAUCCUCAGAAGCUAAUUUUAGAUCUGUAAACCUUAGGGAUCAUGUAUUUAUAUUAUAAGAAGCUAUUUUUGCAAUGUUUUUGUUGAAAAAAAUAAAAUAUUAUUUUGUGA